Verruconis gallopava is the source of this 2995-nucleotide messenger RNA. RefSeq lists its product as uncharacterized. Gene Ontology annotation, cellular component: fungal-type vacuole membrane. Bases 179 to 1921 code for a protein of 580 amino acids. The transcript has 4 exons. Gene Ontology annotation, biological process: basic amino acid transport; transmembrane transport. NCBI's taxonomy places the organism in Eukaryota, Fungi, Ascomycota, Dothideomycetes, Venturiales, Sympoventuriaceae. The record is from RefSeq and is a predicted model, not a curated record. Gene Ontology annotation, molecular function: basic amino acid transmembrane transporter activity.
GAUUUCACACGUGAUAUCACGCCGUCCAGUUUGUGGUACGCGGUCCGUCUUAGUGCCAUUGUUUUCGUUGCAUUGGCUCGUACAUUCGCGCGGCGUCUUUAUGCAGAGUACGUUCUAGCGCCCGGCUCGAACAUCCCCUGAGAGCCUUCGCCUGGGGAACUGUCUCCAGCAGGCCGACAUGGUGAACGAGCAAACGCCGCUCCUGGCGAAGUCUUGCCGGAGGAGAUCGAGCGUGGAGGAAGGCCAGGCCCUAGCAAGGACGAUAUCACCCACGCAUUGGCUCGCUCCGGACGCAGGCACGCAAGUAAACAGCGAGGACAUCACGUCACAGAGCAAAGAUGCACCAUCUGACACGCCGUACCUGAUCGAUCUGACCCCAGGCCAGUUCUGGACCAUGUACAUCCCUAUUCUGACCGUCUACUUUGUGGCCACAUUCGAUAGCACACUUAUGGCAUCGAGUCACCCCGUCAUCACGAGCUACUUCCACUCUUCCAACUCGGCCUCGUGGUUGAGCACGGCGUUCAUGUUGACGUCCACGACGUUCCAGCCGCUGUACGGACGCCUCUCUGACACCUUUGGACGGAAGAUCUUGUACGUGUUUGCGCUGGCCGUGUUCGGAGCGACGACGGCCUGGUGUGGUCUCGCGCAAAGUAUGUCCAGCUUCAUCAUCGCGCGGGCAUUCUGCGGGCUGGGCGCCGCAGGCAUUACAGGACUGGCCUCUAUUAUCACAAACGACCUGAUAAAGAUUGAGCACAGGGGCGUCUAUCAAUCUUACAUCAAUAUUUUCUACGGCCUAGGAUCAGCCUGUGGGGCAGCCUUUGGGGGCUUCCUGUGUGACAGACUGGGCUGGCGCUGGGCGUUUGGCAUCCAAGUUCUGCCCAUUGCGUUAAUUCUAUUCGUGGGUAUUCUGACGGUGCCCGGCGAUCUGGGCCCGGCCUUAGCGAAGAACUCCGGCCAGAGGUGGUACGAGAAUUUCCGAGAUUUUGACGUCGCCGGGUCUCUCCUGAUGAGCACGACGACGACAUGCCUCAUCCUCGGUUUAAACUUGGGAGGCAACGUUCUGCCCUGGAGGCAUCCUGUGAUUAUAGCGUCUCUUGUUCUCUCCAUAGUUUCUAGCAUCGCGCUCGUCGUCGUUGAGCGUAAAGCUAGACUACCAGUCAUGCCCUUGGGCCUGCUCAGCACGGUCCCAAAGGCCAACCUCCUGUUCUCCAACUUCUUCGCCCAGAUCGGCAUAUUGACCGUCAUAUUCAACGCCCCUCUGUACUUCCAAGCGGUGAAGCUCGAUUCUGCUUCCGUGUCAGGCUUCCGACUGGCGGCCCCAUCCUUCAUCCUCACUCUUUGCGCCGUUUCGACCGGAUUCUUCAUCAAUGUAACUGGCCGUCUCAAAGUGUCUCAAAUAGUUGGUGCUGUGUCGAUGCUCCUUGGCAGCAUAUGCCUCUCUUCACUUUGGAAGGGGAUUCCGACGUGGUUGGUCACCAUUUUCGUAAUACCCCCAAGCAUGGGGCAGGGCUUCAUGUUUCCUGCCACGACAAUGUCGUUGCUGGCCAUAAGUAGCAAGGCCGAUCAGGCGGUCGUCACGGCUGCUCUUGGCGUUUUCCGAAGCCUUGGCUCGGUCAUGGGCGUUGCGAUCAGCAGCCUGAUACUGCAAAACGCUUUGAUCGCGUACCUCGAACAGUUUGUGACAGGUCCAGACAAAGCUGAGAUCAUUCAACGAGUACGGAAAGAAGUUCGGGCGAUCUUCGACUUGGACAGCACCCAUCGAGCUCAAGUCAUACAAGCAUACGAGGCCGCGCUUCGAUGGGCCUUCGUUUCUGCCAUCAUGUUUUUUAUUGUCGUCAAUCUGCUCAUUUAUCCAAUCAAACUUCCGAGACUUGGUCGAGAUAAAGUUGCCGCGGACGCCGAUGGCACCGUCGAAGACUAGUCAUAGGGCUCCAUCAGCUUAUUGGCCUCGACCUUUUCUGCGAAUCCCUCGAUGUGACUGCUGUGUGCCCAUGGCUUAAGCUCAAGCUCUCUGCGAAUGGUCUCCGCGAAACAUGACGUCCACUUAUUGCGUGGGUAUGCUUUGACGACCGAUUCAAUGGUCUCCUUGUGGACAAGCUGCGGAUGAGCCCCUGCAUUAUCUGGCUUGGCAUUAGAACUCUCAUAGAAGUCGAGACCACUAAAGACAUUACCCAGAAGAGUGGUGACAUGUAUGAGUCCGCUGACAGCGGUCUGCGUGCCCGUCUCGCCAACGUCCUGGUGCCGGAUGAUAGUCUCUCCCACUUGCUCAACCAGAUCCUCGCUUGCACCUGCACCUCUUAAAAUCUCCAUGGCAAUCAUGGCACCCUUGAACUCGAAACUCAUCUUGGUGCUGGCUAUGUUUUCGUCUGUGGUGCCGAUGUCAUGAAGCAUGCACGAGGCGAAGUACGUCUCGGUGAAAUACGGCAGCUCAAGGAGAUCUGGAAAGUGCUGUGUUGCGAUUAUGUAGCCGUACAAAUAGAUCCGGACACUGUGGUUGAAGGUCUUGGGACUCAGCUUCUCUCGCGCGUAUUCAAGAAGUCUUUGGGAGACCGAGUCCGAUGGCAGAACCAGUGUUGCGGCGUCGAAUGGCUCCGAGGAGCCAGCUGCGGAUCGUACGAAGACGGAACUGUCUCGAGGGACAGCUUUCCAGCCGUACGCUCCGUCCUGGGCAAGCGACAUUAUGCUCGCCGUAGCUAUUGCGGCUUUUCUCGCGCGGCGAUGCAGAAUCACAGCCACACGUUUCGAGAGCUCGAAAUCAAAGCUUAAAUAGUGACGACGUGUAAAGUCAUGGGCACCAAAAUGUUGUUCACUAAACUUUCUAACAUCGACAUGCAUAAUGCUUUCAUGGCUAUCCUAAUUUAGUAAGCCUUUAGUUAACAGACGCGCCCUUUUGUUUUCUUAAUAAUCUCCGUUUGACUCCGCAGGCGGAUUUGGCACGUAGCUCGCCCAGUCGGAAUUGGUAAGCAAGGCUUUUGGCCCUGGCAGCGCUCAGAAU